AUGACAAUUGUCAAGAGUAAAUUAGACGACGAGCUGACGUCUCCUUGGUUCUACUCCGUUUGCACCAUGGCAGGCAUGCUCAGUGCCGGAACAACUCAUUUAGCUAUAACCCCUCUUGAUGUCCUCAAAGUCAAUAUGCAGGUGAAUCCGGUGAAGUACAAUAGCAUUCCGUCCGGUUUCUCAACUCUGUUAAGAGAGCAUGGCCGUUCUUAUCUCUGGAGAGGUUGGUCAGGGAAGCUAUUAGGCUAUGGUGUUCAAGGUGGAUGCAGAUUUGGGCUCUAUGAGUACUUCAAGACACUCUACAGCAAUGUGUUGCCUAACAAUAACAGAACUUCCAUAUAUUUUCUCAGUAGUGCCUCUGCUCAGAUAUUCGCCGAUAUGGCCUUAUGUCCUUUUGAAGCUAUAAAAGUCAGAGUACAGACACAGCCCUUGUUUGCAAAAGGGUUGCUUGAUGGAUUUCCAAGAGUAUAUAGAAAUGAAGGUCUUGCUGGCUUCCACAGGGGACUUUUUCCGCUCUGGUGUCGCAAUCUUCCAUUUUCCAUGGUGAUGUUCUCAACGUUUGAGCAGUCAGUGGAGUUUAUAUAUCAGAACAUUAUCAAGAAAAGGAAGCAAGAUUGCUCUAAAGCUCAACAGCUCGGUGUCACAUGUCUCGCUGGGUAUACUGCUGGAGCAGUAGGUACAGUCGUCUCUAACCCUGCAGAUGUGGUUCUUUCGUCUCUCUACAACAACAAAGCCAAGAAUGUGUUGCAGGCUGUGAGGAACAUUGGGUUUGUUGGUCUUUUCACCAGAAGUCUUCCUGUUCGAAUCACAAUCGUUGGCCCUGUCAUCACCUUGCAAUGGUUCUUUUACGAUGCUAUCAAAGUCUUAAGUGGAUUCCCUACAAGUGGAGGAGUGGUGAAACCCGUAGAUGCAACUAAAUUAGCAGUGUGA
Messenger RNA from Microthlaspi erraticum, 930 nucleotides. NCBI's taxonomy places the organism in Eukaryota, Viridiplantae, Streptophyta, Magnoliopsida, Brassicales, Brassicaceae. The record is from the annotation of a GenBank genome assembly.